Messenger RNA from Hymenoscyphus albidus, 579 nucleotides. Lineage: Eukaryota; Fungi; Ascomycota; Leotiomycetes; Helotiales; Helotiaceae. The record is from the annotation of a GenBank genome assembly.
AUGCAAUUCACCACCGCCACCCUUCUCUCCGUCGUCUCUGCUCUUGCAGCAGCAGCACCAGCUCCUCAAGCUGACCCUGCGCCCGCGCCAGUGAGAUUCUUUGCCAUCCUCGCCCUACAGUCUGGCUCCUCAGUCCACUUGAACAACUGGCAAGCAUCCAAAGGUGGUAUCUUGGCCGGAAUUGACCCUGUCGCCCAAAACGCCACUUGUGAUGACGGUAGCCUCGCUCCUAUGGCCACCUUCAACGUUCGAGUUGACGAUGGAGCCAUGUUCUUGUUGGAAGACAAACUCGAGCAACGCUUGUGGGUCGACCGCGGAAUGGGUCAAGGAAUCGUUCGAUACUCUGCCAAUGGCGGUACCCAGCCAUCAAGACAAGCAGAGAUCACCGGAUUCGAGGUCGUCAACGAUGAGCUCCUCUUCAAGGGCCAACCCUUCCAAGCUUGCCCCAAUGGAGAAGGUCUUGGCCACACUAUCUUCGUCAACGGAACUGUCAACCCAGCUGGCCGCCAGGACUGCACUGCAUUCAAGGCCCAGCUCAUCUACGACGAGACCCCAACCAGCUGCAACUACUCCAACUAG